Messenger RNA from Rhagoletis pomonella (apple maggot), 906 nucleotides. Its product is annotated as odorant receptor 22c-like. The record is from RefSeq and is a predicted model, not a curated record. Gene Ontology annotation, cellular component: plasma membrane. The annotation marks the transcript as partial. Gene Ontology annotation, molecular function: odorant binding; olfactory receptor activity. Lineage: Eukaryota; Metazoa; Arthropoda; Insecta; Diptera; Tephritidae. The transcript is spliced from 5 exons. Gene Ontology annotation, biological process: detection of chemical stimulus involved in sensory perception of smell; sensory perception of smell.
AUGUUUUGGUUGCUGAUAAUGUUCAAUCUUUUAUUUGCUGACAAUGUUUUGUGUAUUUUCUGUUACAUUAACUCGCGCAUCGCCGGUUUUUGGCCUCAAUCACCUAACGGCCCGCCGCACACAUCUCUAACGGUAUUGCGUUUCUGCGUGAAUACAUUUGCAGUUGCUUUAGGCGCCUUCGGUGAGAAUUUCUACGGUUUCAUGUAUCUGGACGAUCUUUUUAGUGCACUUGAGGCAUUCUGUCCAGGAGUUACCAAGGUCAUAUCGCUGUUAAAGAUGACCAUGUUUUUUGUACGCCAUAAGCGUUGGCAACGUGUGAUUCAUGCGAUGCGUAUGUUGUUGUUGCAGGAUACCAGCAUCGAGAAGCGUCGCAUCAUGGAGCCACUGGCCUCGUUUGCAUCUCUGCUGUCCUUUGUGCUACUCGCAGCUGGUUCGCUAACGAAUACGUUUUUCAAUGUUUCGCCGCUGGUGAAAAUGGUCUACUACAAAUGGCAAUCGCAGGAAAUGCCGUUGCUGUUGCCCUUCAAAGUUGUUUUGCCGGAACUGCUUGUCAAUUUACCCUAUUCCCCAGCCACCUACCUGAUGCUGACGCUGUCCGGCGCCAUGACAGUGUUCACCUUCAGUGCCGUGGAUGGAUUCUUCCUUUGCGCUUGUUUGUAUACGUAUGAAUUGUUUCGUAUGUUGCAAUUUGACAUACGCCAUACAUUCGCUGAAUUGCAAGAACUGGAGUAUUCAACGUUGUUGCAAAAUGUGCGGAUACAACGUCGUUUGGCGGUGCUGGUUGAACGCCACAACAAAGUCAUCGAUCUGUGCAGCGAGAUCGCAUCGGAAUUUACACUCAUCGUGCUGAUGCAUUUUCUUUUAGCCGCGCUGGUAUUGUGCUUUAGCAUUUUGGACAUGAUGCUG